CCCUAUCUAUAUAUGUGAAUAUAUAAAAAAACACUCUCAUCAUCCCUCACAUAAUUAUUACUACUACUACUACUCAGAAAAGAGAGGAGAGCAGAGGAGAGGAGAGAGCAUCAGAGUGUCAAAACAAACAAAUCAAUAAAAGAGAGAAGAAAUCAAAAUUGUGGAAAUAUUGGGAAGCAAUCAAGCAAAUGGUGAGAGCUCCAUGCUGUGAGAAGAUGGGACUGAAGAAAGGGCCAUGGAGCCCUGAAGAAGACCAGAUUCUCGUCUCUUAUAUUCAACAACACGGCCAUGGAAACUGGCGUGCCCUCCCCAAACAAGCAGGGCUGUUGAGAUGUGGGAAGAGCUGCAGACUCCGGUGGACAAACUAUUUGAGGCCCGACAUAAAGAGGGGGAAUUUCACCAAACAAGAAGAGGAUACCAUCAUCACUUUACAUCAAUGCCUUGGCAAUAGGUGGUCUGCAAUUGCAGCAAGACUGCCGGGACGAACAGACAAUGAAAUAAAAAAUGUCUGGCACACCCAUUUGAAGAAAAAGCUCAAAAAUGAUCAGUCUUCUCAGGACUCCAAGAGCCACCCAAUUGUUUCAAUUCCCAAAUGUGACUCCAAAGUUUUGGAGAAUUCCAAUUUGGACAAAAAUGUUGUCACUAGCCCUCAACAAUGCUCUAGUGAGAUGUCGUCCGUGACGGAUUCAUCGUUGGAGAAAACAGUCGUCAAGAAUGAAGAAAUGGACUACUCGUCGGAGUAUUUUCCUCAGAUUGAUGAGAGUUUCUGGUCAGAAGAGUUAUCCAGAGAAGACGCAGAUCGUCAGACGGCCGAUGAGAAAAUUCAAUUCCAGUUCCCUGGGGUGGAGGGUGCGGAGAAGGAUUCAAGAAUUGAUGAUAGCAUGGACUUUUGGUACAAUCUUUUCAUUAGGGCCGGAGACAUGCCAGAUUUACCUGAAUUUUGAGGGGGCUUUUUGGAUGAAAAACAGAAUUGGGGAGCUGGGAAUUUUGAUUUUUCUACAUGGGAAUCUUUGACUUUUUGAAUUGACUCAAGUUUCAAAUCAUGGGGUGCAGAUUUUCAAGGAUGCUUCAUUUAAUUUAAAGAAAAAGAGAAAAAGAAAAUGUGAGUGGGGUUGAUUUGAGAAUUUCAGAAAAAGUUUAGAGUUUGACUUAGGAAUUUGGGUUUUGUACAUUUAGAUUGCAGGACUAUGGGGGAAAAACAAGGGUAGAAAGAUAGGGGCAUUCUUGGCCAAAUCGUCCUCCUAGUCAUGUCUAACCAAUGUUUUGUUAGUCAAGUUUAAUGUUGUCUUGCUAUGGCCAUUGUUGAAAAUUGUGCAACUUAGAUGAUGAUGAUAAUCAAAGUUUGAAUUAUGGUCUAAUUUUCUUUUUGACCAAACA
Molecule: messenger RNA, 1377 nt
Organism: Sesamum indicum (sesame)
Lineage: Eukaryota; Viridiplantae; Streptophyta; Magnoliopsida; Lamiales; Pedaliaceae
Product: transcription factor MYB15
Source: RefSeq, a predicted model, not a curated record